Molecule: messenger RNA, 732 nt
Organism: Mesorhabditis spiculigera
Lineage: Eukaryota; Metazoa; Nematoda; Chromadorea; Rhabditida; Rhabditidae
Source: the annotation of a GenBank genome assembly
AUGAACACCCGUACCAAGUUGGCUGCACUCAUCUCCUCAUUGGCGUUCGUCGCCCAUGUCGGUAUCGCCGCCGCCCAGGACGCCGCCGCAAGCGCUCCCGCCAAAACCGUGGUACUGGUCCACGGUGCUUUCGCCGAUGGCUCGUCCUGGAACAAAGUGAUCCCGCUGCUGCAGAAAGCCGGCUUGAAAGUGGUCGCUGUGCAGAACCCGCUGGACUCCCUGGCUGGCGACGUAGCGUUCACCAAUCGCGCUAUCAACGAUGCCGAAGGCUCGGUGGUGCUGGUGGGGCAUUCCUGGGGUGGCGCGGUGAUCACCGAGGCGGGUUCGAACGAGAAAGUCCACUCGCUGGUGUACGUGGCAGCCUUCGCUCCCGAUGCCGGUCAGUCCGCGCUGGAUACCGUCAAGGGCUACCCCAAGAGCCUGGGCCAGUCCACGUUCGUCAAGGAUGCGGCGGGUUAUGUCAAAGUCAGCGAUGAAGGCGAACAAGCACUGAUUGCUGCCACCCAAGGCGCCCUGAACAGCCGCGCACUGAGUGAGCCGGUCCAGAAAGCGGCCUGGCACACGGUCCCCUCGUUCGCAGUGAUUGCCGGUAAUGACGCAAUCAUUAACCCACAACAGGAACGGGACCAGGCCAAGCGCAUGCAUGCGGUAUCGGUGGAAGUGCCAUCGAGCCACGUCGCCAUGCUGUCCUACCCUCAACAAGUUGCGGACCUGAUCAUCAAGGCCGCCAAG